Messenger RNA from Strigops habroptila (Kakapo), 3881 nucleotides. It is a transcript of the gene USP33, whose product is annotated as ubiquitin specific peptidase 33. Gene Ontology annotation, biological process: protein deubiquitination. Bases 328 to 3099 code for a protein of 923 amino acids. Lineage: Eukaryota; Metazoa; Chordata; Aves; Psittaciformes; Psittacidae. The transcript is spliced from 25 exons. The record is from RefSeq and is a predicted model, not a curated record. Gene Ontology annotation, molecular function: cysteine-type deubiquitinase activity; zinc ion binding.
AGCGGCGCAGACGCUGCGCGCAGCCAUCUUUGUGCGGGGCGCGUCCCGGCGUUGCAGCGGCCGGUGUCUGUCCGCUCGUCCCUGUGAGGAGGCACUGGCGGAGCUGUGGCCUGUGCGCGCACUUUCUCCGCCACCGCGGCCUUUUGCACCGCCGCGUCCCGGGCGGCGGAGCGCUGCUAACGGAGGCUGCUCGCCACCGGUGUGAGCCGCGGGGCUGGCCCGGUUUAGCUCUGGGCUUUGCGCACGGUGCGUCCUCCCGGCUGCUCCGAGACCUUGUACGGACAGAGAGAACUCAAACAAAAGAAGAGCUCGAGUGUUCAGUACUACAUGAUUGUAGAAAAUACAGCUUCUAAAAUGUCAUCGCCCAGCGGCAAUUGCCCACACUUGCAGUCAGUUGGUGAAAUAACAAAAGAGGAGUUGAUACAGAAAUCUCAUGGCACUUGUCAGGACUGUAAAGUCAGAGGACCCAACCUUUGGGCAUGCUUAGAGAAUAGAUGUACAUAUGUUGGCUGUGGUGAAUCCUACGUUGAUCACAGUACUACCCAUUCCCAGGAGACAAAACACUGUCUAACUGUCAACCUUACUACACUCCGUGUUUGGUGUUAUGCCUGUAGUAAGGAAGUGUUCCUGGAUAGAAAAUUAGGAUCUCAUUCUCCACUACCAAAUGCAAGACUGUCUCACCAAGCACAAGAAAAUAGUGUGCAGGAUUUUAAAAUACCUAGUAAUCCCACACUGAAGAUUCCACUAGCAGCUGUAUUUGAUGACUUGGAUAUAGAAGUGGAAGAAGAUGAGUUAAAAACUAGAGGUCUAACAGGAUUAAAAAAUAUUGGAAACACUUGUUAUAUGAAUGCAGCUUUACAAGCUCUUUCCAACUGUCCACCUUUGACACACUUUUUUCUUGACUGUGGAGGCUUAGCCCGAACAGAUAAGAAACCAGCAAUUUGUAAAAGUUACCUCAAGCUGAUGACAGAACUAUGGCACAAAAGCAGACCUGGUUCUGUUGUUCCUACUGGUUUAUUUCAAGGAAUCAAAACUGUUAAUCCAACGUUUCGAGGCUACUCUCAGCAGGAUGCACAAGAAUUUUUACGUUGUCUGAUGGAUUUACUUCAUGAAGAACUUAAAGAACCAGUUGUAGAACUGGAAGAUGCCCAGCCUACAAGUGUUGAAGAUAGUAUGGAAGAAGACAAGAGCCAGUCAGAUGUAGGCUUUCAGCCCUGUGAAUCCUGUGGUACCUGUGAUAAAACAGAAAAUGACACUAUUUUCAAACCUGUCUUAGAGGAUCCUGCAGAGACAACCAUGUUAAUUCAGGAUGAUGAUAACAACUCAGUCACAUCCAAAGACUGGCAGAAAGAAAAAAUACCAAGCAACAAGCUUAAACGAACAAAUUCUAUAGAAGACUUGGAAAAAGACACAAAUAGUGCUUCAGAGACCACUGAAUUUUUAAAUAAUCAAGGAACUGUCAAAGUACAGAUACACAGCAGAUUCUCAGAGUACAUCAGCGAUGUCCACAUGAAUGAUAUGUCUGCAGCCCAAACCCCAUCAUCAAAUGAAGGGAUGAACACCCGCUUAUCAAACAGUCCACCAAAAUCAUUCUCAUCAUGCUCUUCACUGGCACCAGUCCACAAAAAAGUUGCAACUGUAUCAUCACCAAAAAGGAAGAAGCGCAAGAAGUACAGGAGUGUUAUCUCUGAUAUAUUUGAUGGGACUAUAAUAAGUUCAGUACAGUGCCUGACUUGUGAUCGGCUGUCUGUAACCCUGGAGACCUUUCAGGAUCUGUCCUUACCUAUUCCAGGUAAGGAAGAUCUUGCUAAACUCCAUUCUGCAAGUCAUCAGACAUCUCUAGUCAAGGCAGGGUCAUGUGGAGAAGCAUAUGCCCCCCAGGGAUGGAUAGCUUUCUUUAUGGAGUAUUUCAAAAGAUGUUUCAGGUUUGUUGUCUCAUGUGUUCCUAGCUGGUUUUGGGGUCCAGUUGUAACCUUACAAGAUUGUCUUGCUGCCUUUUUCGCCAGAGAUGAGCUCAAGGGUGAUAACAUGUACAGCUGUGGAAGAUGUAAAAAGUUAAGAAAUGGAGUGAAAUUCUGCAAAGUGCAAAAAUUUCCUGAGAUACUGUGCAUUCAUCUCAAAAGAUUUAGACAUGAACUUAUGUUUUCCACUAAAAUUGGGACCCACGUGUCCUUUCCCUUGGAAGGCCUUGAUCUUCAGCCUUUCCUUGCAAAGGACAGUCCAGCUCAAAUUGUGACUUACGAUCUUCUGUCUGUCAUCUGCCAUCAUGGAACUGCCAGCAGUGGACAUUAUAUAGCUUAUUGUCGCAACAAUUUAAAUAAUUUGUGGUAUGAAUUUGAUGACCAGAGUGUCACAGAAGUAUCAGAAUCCACAGUGCAAAAUGCAGAAGCCUAUGUUCUCUUCUACAGAAAAAGCAGUGAAGAAGCACAGAGAGAGAGACGGAGGAUAUCAGGUCUACUCAAUAUGAUGGAACCAAGUCUUCUGCAGUUCUAUGUUUCCAGACAGUGGUUAAAUAAAUUCAAGACUUUUGCAGAGCCAGGACCAAUUUCAAAUAAUGACUUUCUCUGUAUGCACGGAGGUGUUCCUCCACACAAAGCUAACUUUAUAGAGGACCUAGUUGUAAUGCUACCUCAAAAUAUAUGGGAUAAUCUGUACAGCAGGUAUGGAGGAGGACCAGCUGUUAACCAUCUGUAUGUUUGUCACACCUGCCAAAUAGAGUCUGAAAGAAUUGAAAAAAGAAGGAAAAAUGAAUUGGAAAUGUUUAUUCGGCUUAAUAGAGCAUUCCAAGAAGAAGAAUCUCCGUCAACCUUUUACUGCAUCAGUAUGCACUGGUUCAGAGAAUGGGAAGGAUUUGUAAAGGGUAAAGACAGUGAUCCUCCUGGUCCUAUUGAUAAUGCUAAGAUUGCAGUAACAAAAUGUGGAAAUGCUGUGCUGAAACAAGGUGCAGAUUCUGGGCAAAUAUCAGAAGAAACAUGGAAUUUUCUUCAGUCAAUCUAUGGUGGAGGUCCAGAGAUUAUACUCAGACCACUUGUUCCUCCAGUAGAACCUGAUAUCUUGCAGACAGAGGAGAAGAUUGAAUUAGAAACUCAUGGUCUGUAGCUACUGAGAAAAAGAUGAACUUGUAAGGAAUCCAGCUUCCUUACCAAAUGCCCAAAAUACAUUCCCAAAAGUUUUAUUCUCUUAUGUCUGUUGGAGGCACAGCUCACUGGGCAUUACAUUAACUACAGAAUAGUAAGUUGAAAUAUGUAUUACGAUUUGUUUAAAUAAGAGCCUGUUUCUCUGUUUUGGAAGGCAUGUGGUUUGUACAUUUUGGAGUGUUUGGUCAAUGGAAAAAAAAAGUGAUUUCAGAACAGUCAAAGUCCUGUAAUAUCCCUAGACUUGAAAAAUGGGGACAAACUUUAGAGAUGUUCAAUAACCCUUUUGAUUCCUGAUUGGCUUCUGAUACCUACAAACUUUUGCCUGUCUUAAUUGUACAGUCUCGACAAACCUAAGUAUAUGGGAAGUGUAUUUUAAAUUGAUUGCAACCAAUGAUAAAGGAAAAGGAUGUUAAUCUCCUAAAUGCUCAGGAAAAAAAAUCUCACUUAUUUUGCACUGUUAAGUAUAUGAAAUGAGUAGUGUAUAAUAUCCAAAUACUUAUUGUAUUUGAAUGGAUCAAACAUUAGUGUAGAUUGAAUAUUGUUUUAGUCAGCGAAUGUCAUAACUUAUUACCUACUAAAUUUUACAUCUUACUAUAGUCUUCUGUAACUCUAUGAACCUGGCUAGUGUCUUUAAUAGUAUAUGUGACAAAAAGAUUUAGUCUUCUCUAGGGUAAUGUUUGAGAGCAUGAAGUGUGAAAUGUAAAAAGAUUAUGGACAUGAGUGAUAUAAAUUUCAGAAAUUAAA